Danaus plexippus (monarch butterfly) is the source of this 1696-nucleotide messenger RNA. RefSeq names its product zinc finger protein 658B-like. Gene Ontology annotation, cellular component: nucleus. The record is from RefSeq and is a predicted model, not a curated record. NCBI's taxonomy places the organism in Eukaryota, Metazoa, Arthropoda, Insecta, Lepidoptera, Nymphalidae. Bases 187 to 1500 code for a protein of 437 amino acids. Gene Ontology annotation, biological process: regulation of transcription by RNA polymerase II. The transcript is spliced from 6 exons. Gene Ontology annotation, molecular function: DNA-binding transcription factor activity, RNA polymerase II-specific; RNA polymerase II transcription regulatory region sequence-specific DNA binding.
UUCAAUUGUAUAAUUUAUUUAUAUUGGAAGAUUAAAGAUCCUUUUUUUUUCGUAUUGCUCGUAUUAAAUUUUUAAUCUCAGAAAUAGUUUCAAUAUAAAGUGUCGCCUGUAUUUUUGAAGAAAAGUUUUAAUAAAGUGAUAAUAUAUAAAAACUUUUCUGGUCAGUUUUUCCGUAACUACAUCAGGAUGCUGCAGUGCUGCUAUUGUUCAAAGAAAUUCAAAUAUGAAAGUGAAAAGAAACGACACGAAAAGAGUCAUGAUCCACAGUUUGAAUGUGACAAGUGUUCGAAAAAGUUUAGUUUUCUAUCUGCUUUGAAGAGGCACCAAAAGCAGCACGAAAGGACUGGCAGUGUUAAAUGUACAGAGUGCGGAAAAUAUUUUCUUGAUAAAACUCUUCUAAACAGACAUAUGAAAUAUGCUCACCAAGGUACAUACGUGUGUUCUAAAUGUGAAGCGACGUUCAGUAGCGACCUGGCCUUGGCAUCACAUCAGAAGAGCCACAAGCCGCGGUCAGAGCGCCGCUUCAAAUGUAAUUAUGAUGGAUGUACAAAAACCUUCAACUACAUACAUCACUUGAAACACCACCAGCUCAGCCAUACUAAUAAAAAACAACACUAUUGUAACGUAUGUGGAAAAGGUUUUAUUCAGUACCAUCAUUUCAAAGCGCACAGGAAGGUACAUUCGCCUGAAACCUGGUUGCCGUGCACCAUACCGGGUUGCAGCAAACAGUUCCCAGAUGAAUACGCUAGGAAACAACAUCUUAUGAAACACAGCGCUGAUGGUCCAUCAUCGGAUUGUACGAGCAAUUUUUCUCAUACAUCCGACAUCAAAGAGUCACCAGAUGAAAUGCUAUGUUCGAGUUGCGGAGAUAUGAUUGAAAUUUCUUCACAAGCAACUCAUCUAGAAAAAUGUAAAACUAACACACGCUCUAAACAUUCAUUAACAAACCUAGAGGAUUUGAAUAUAAGUAAUAAUAAUAAUAACAACGAAGAUAUUAAAAAUAUCAAUGACGGCAUUUUGGACGUGUUUAUAGACAGCAAAAAAUAUAUAAAUAAUCCAAAAAAUACAGAUAACUCCGACUAUUACUCUAUGGUUGGAAGUCUUAACUUUAAUGACGAUAUUAAAGGAAUUCCAUCAGAUAGCAGUAACGUGGCAUGUGAAGGCUGUGAUUGUUAUACCAAAGACAUUAUAUGCGGUCCCCGAAAUGAUAAGGACUUACCGCAGAUAGAGUAUAGAAGCGACGGCGUCAUUAAACUCAAGGACACGCUCGAAACAGAUGUCCCUAAAGCAUUCAAAACUAAUAAGUUAGAAAACGAGGAGUUCUAUAUAAACGAGGUCCCAUAUAACAGUUGUAAAACAAUUCUCGGAGGCUGUAUAGUGAGUGGUGAUGGCACCAUCAGCGAAGGAUGCCUCUGUGCGAAGAUGGCUCUGAAUGAACAAGAAGCCGUCGAACAGGAAAUAGAUGAAAUAACACCACGACCGGUUACAUCGACAGCAUGAAUAUUAAAACCACACAUGUAAAAAGGUUCUAUAUUUAUAAGCUUUUGGUUAAAGAAUUAAAAAAAAAAUGAAUGCCAUAAUUAAAAAAAAAAAUAUGCCAUAGUAAUUUUUAAAUUAAGAACCAACGUAUAGUAUAGUCAAACGGUCUGUGAUGUAAUGUGAUUGAAUAAAAUAAUAUAUGCAUAUAAUAUUAAAA